AUGGGUCCCCGCCGUCUGCCCGCCUGGCUGUGCGCCGUCGCGGCGCUGCUCUCUGGCGCGCAGGCCAAGGGCACCCCGCUCCUGGCGCGGCCCGCGCCGCCCAGGGCCUCCAGUUACAACCUCUACACGACGGGAUGGCGCCCGCGGCUGCGCCCCGGGCCGCACAAAGCCCUUUGUGCCUACAUGGUGCACAGAAAUGUGACCUGUGUCCUACAGGAAGGAGCAGAGAGCUACAUAAAAGCUGAGUACCGGCAGUGUGGGUGGGGCCCCAAGUGCCCCGGAACAGUCACGUAUCGCACGGUGCUUAGACCCAAAUACAAGAUCGGCUACAAGAUAGUGACAGACAUUGUCUGGCGUUGCUGCCCCGGUCUAACUGGAGAAGGCUGCCCCAAGCACCUCACUGACCAUGGAGCUGCCCUACCACAGCCAGAGCCGGAACCUCAGAUUCCUUUGGGGCAGCUGAGCCCAGGCCCUAGGCCCUCUCUUUAUAGCCGAGUGACCCCCAGUCCAAAUGGAAGGAAAGAACCAGGGCUGUUUGGUGAUCGCUUGGAGCGCCUAGAGGGUGAUGUCCAGCGUCUGGCACAAGCAUACGGUACUCUCAGAGGCACAGUGGCCAGCCAUAAGGACCCCAACAGGAUGAGAGGUGGCCCCAGGGCUCCUGCCACCCCCGUGGGCUUCGGGAUCAUCCCCGAGGGGGUUGUGGGCCCAGGAGACAGAGCUGGAGGACCAUUCACACCUCCCCUGGAUGAGAUGCUGAGCAAGGUGACUGAGGUGAGCAACACGCUGCGGACCAAGAUGCAACUGUUAGACAAGGUGCACGGGCUGGCCCUGGGCCACGAGGCCCACUUGCAGCAGUUGCGGGAGGCUCCACCAUCCCCACUCACUUCCCUGACCCUGCUGGAGGAGUAUGUGGACCGCCGGCUGCACCAGCUCUGGGCUGGCCUGCUGGAUGGCUUCGAGCAGAAACUGCAGGGUAUCCAGAGUGAAUGCGGCCUGUGGGUGCAGGAGGUACGGCAGCAGUGUGAGGAGGGUCAGGCGGCCAGCCGGAGAAUGCACCAGAGUCUGGAUGGCCGGGAGCUGGCCCUGCGCCGGGAGCUGGCCCAGCUGGGCAUCCGGCUGCAGGGCCUGAGUGUGGCUGGCAGGGGCAGCUGCUGUGGCCAGCUGGCCCUCAUCAGUGCCCGCUUGGACAGCCUUGAGAGAAACCUACAGGUGGUCACUGAGGCCCAAAGGGGUCAUGGCUCUCCCUCUGGGGGUGAGCUCACUCAGCUCCCUGUUGCCAUGUUUGAUGGUGGGCUUGAGGGUCUAGAGACCCUCAAUGGGACAGAGAAUGGAGUGAGGAGUUGCUGUCUGGGGGUGGGGCAGAAGGGAUGGGGUGGUUUGGGAGCCACGUUGGAAGAGCGUGUGCAGAGCCUUGAGGAGCGCCUGGUGGCCCUGUCUGGGGAACUGAGUCAUGACAGUGCCCUGCCGGGCAGGCCCACACAGCCACUUGUGCAGACAGAGCUGGCAGUGCUCGAACAACGGCUGGUUUCACUAGAGACCUCCUGCACCCCCAGCACUUCAGCCAGCCUGGACAAGCUUGUGGCCGAGGUGAAGGCCUGGCAGAGCCGCAAUGAGGCCCUCUUGCAUCAGGUGGCCAGCCACUCGGCCCUGCUCAGAGAGCUCAAAGAUACCGUGGCCAAGGUCCAGGGGCAGCUGGCAGGAUCGGCCAGCAGCUCGAUCCAAGGUGAGAUCACCCUGCUCAAGGUCAAUCUGAACUCAGUGAGCAAGUCGCUCACAGGCCUCAGCAACUCUAUCAGCCAGUACUCAGAUGCCUUCAUGGCCGCCAACAUGUCCCUGGACCAGCGGGAACGUAAGGUGGAAACUGAGGUCCAUGCCAUGCAGGAGCAGGUUAGUAGUCAGAGCGCGAGGCUUCGGGCCGGCCACAGGCAGGUCCUGAGCCUGCAGGGGGAGCUGGAGCGACUCAAGGCAGGUGUGGCCAGCGUGGCCGGCGGACUGAGCCGAUGUCAGGACACAGCCCAGGAACUCCAGCAUGCCAUGGGCCACUUUGACCGGAGGGUGGCACAAGUGGAGGGCCAAUGUGGGAGGUUGGGCCUGCUGGCCUCAGGCCUGAACAGCUUGUCCACUGAGCCACUUAAGCCCAGCGAGGGCCUGUGGGGUCAUGUGGACCAGCUGAACCGCACACUGGCUCAGCAUGCUCAGGACAUCGCCCGCCUCCAGAAUGACUUGCUGGACUGCCGGGCCCAGCUGGCUGAGCAGGUGCGGCCAGGGCACACCAACUAG
Chrysochloris asiatica (Cape golden mole) is the source of this 2280-nucleotide messenger RNA. It is a transcript of the gene EMILIN3, whose product is annotated as elastin microfibril interfacer 3. The transcript is spliced from 4 exons. Gene Ontology annotation, cellular component: extracellular matrix. Gene Ontology annotation, molecular function: protein binding. The record is from RefSeq and is a predicted model, not a curated record. The coding region runs from base 1 to 2280 and encodes 759 amino acids. Lineage: Eukaryota; Metazoa; Chordata; Mammalia; Afrosoricida; Chrysochloridae.